UCUAGGCCGGAGCCGUUUCCAGGGUGCGCUCGGUGGCCACAAAGCGCCAGCUGAGGGGCUGCUGCGGGCCGAGCGCCGCUGAGCCUGCCCGCCUCCUAGCUUCACCGGCCGGCCGCCGUGCCUCCGCCGCGUCCCCGCAUCCCGAACAGCCGCGCGAGUCCGGGCAGGGAAGGCAGAGCCGGGCGGGCGCCGCCUGCGCAGACACCCGGAGCCGGCCUGCGUGGGGCCGCGCGGCGGCGGCGGCGGCAGCGGCGGCAGCGGCGGCAGCGACUCCGACUCCGGCCCGGGCCGGACAGCGCAGGGCCAUGGCCGAGGCGGCCCCGGCUCCGACUGCUGAAUGGGACUCUGAAUGCCUUACCUCCCUGCAGCCCCUCCCUCUUCCCACGCCCCCGGCAGCAAACGAAGCACCCCUGCAGACCGCAGCCAUCUCCCUGUGGACCGUGGUGGCCGCCGUGCAGGCCAUCGAGAGGAAGGUGGACGUCCACAGCCGCCGCCUCCUGACCCUGGAGGGGCGGACGGGGACGGCCGAGAAGAAGCUGGCCAGCUGCGAGAAGACCGUGGCGGAGCUGGGGAACCAGCUGGAUGGCAAGUGGGCCGUGCUGGGGACGCUGCUGCAGGAGUACGGGCUGUUGCAGAGGCGGCUGGAGAACUUGGAGAACCUGCUGAGAAACAGAAACUUCUGGAUCCUGCGCCUGCCGCCGGGGAUUAAAGGGGAUAUCCCAAAGGUGCCUGUGACAUUUGAUGAUAUCUCCAUCUACUUUUCUACUCCAGAGUGGGAAAAAUUAGAAGAAUGGCAAAAAGAACUUUACAAGAAUAUCAUGAAGGGCAACUACGAGUCUCUCAUCUCCAUGGAUUAUGCCAUGAAUCAGCCUGACGUCUUGUCUCAGAUUCAGCCGGAAGGAGAACAUAAUGCAGAGGAGCAGGCAGGGCCAGAGGAAAGCGAGAUUCCCGCAGACCCCAGUGAAGAGCCUGGCAUUUCAACCUCUGAUAUUCUGUCUUGGAUCAAACAAGAGGAAGAGCCCCAGGUUGGGGCCCCACAGGAGGCCAAGGAGAGUGACAUGCACAAGGGUGCCUACGCCGAUGAAGAGCUUGUCAUCAAAGCUGAAGGCCUCCCCGGAGCCUCCCUGUGCCCCGAGGUCCCCGUACCCUUCUCUUCUCCUCCACCAGCAGCGAAGGAUACUUUUUCCGACGUGGCUUUCAAAAGCCAGCCGACCGCAUCCAUGACACCUUUCGGACGUCCAGCCGCUGACCUGGCCGAAGCCUCUGAGGGACAAGUGACUUUCACUCAGUUGGGCAGCUACCCACUGCCGCCUCCAGCAGGGGAACAGGUGUUUUCGUGCCACCACUGUGGCAAGAGCCUCAGCCAAGACAUGCUGCUGACCCACCAGUGUGGCCAUGCAGGUGAGCAUCCCUUGGCCUGUGCCCCGUGCCCGAAGCACUUUGCCCAGCAGGCCGACCUUGGCAGCGGCUCCCAGCCCCACGCCACUGACACGCCCCCCACCUGCCCGCACUGCGCGAGAACUUUCACUCACCCGUCCCGCCUCACCUACCACCUUCGGGUCCACAACAGCACCGAGCGCCCCUUCCCCUGCCCCGACUGCCCCAAGCGCUUCGCGGACCAGGCGCGGCUCACCAGCCACCGGCGAGCGCACGCCAGCGAGAGGCCCUUCCGCUGCGCGCAGUGCGGCCGCAGCUUCAGCCUGAAAAUCAGCCUCCUGCUGCACCAGCGGGGGCACGCACAGGAGAGGCCUUUCUCCUGCCCCCAGUGUGGCAUUGACUUCAACGGCCACUCGGCCCUCAUCCGCCACCAGAUGAUCCACACGGGCGAGCGGCCCUACCCAUGCCCGGACUGCAGCAAGAGCUUCAUGCGCAAGGAGCACCUGCUGAACCACCGGCGGCUGCACACAGGCGAGCGGCCCUUCCAGUGCGCACACUGCGGCAAGAGCUUCAUCCGCAAGCACCACCUCAUGAAGCACCAGCGCAUCCACACGGGCGAGCGGCCCUAUCCCUGUGCCGCCUGCGGCAGAAGCUUCCGCUAUAAGCAGACGCUCAAGGACCACCUGCGCUCGGGCCAUGGCGGUGGCUGUGCGGGUGACGGCGACCCCUCGGGACAGCCGCCCGAACCCCCGGGGCCUCUCCUAACCGGGCUCGAAACUACUGGCCUAGGCGUUAACACCGAAGGCAUAGAGACCAGUCAGUGGUACGGAGAAGGGAGCGGAGGGGGGGGGUUGUAAAUCUCGCUCCUUUCGCGGUUCGCAGUGCCUGCGAGCCUCUCCCAACCUCCGCGUUGAUUGCUGUGUGGCACGUCCGUGAGUUUGGGAUCUUACACACUUGACUAGAGACACGCUGGAAUUUGGAACUCAACAACGUUACAAGAACACCACACUUUGAAACCCAGAAAGACCUGGAAAGGGGCCUGGCAUCUCGUUUAAAAGUAUUACCUAAGUAGAAGCUCUAUGAGAAUGUUAUAUACGAAUGUUGCAGAGAGGUUAGACAGCAAGAUUUGUCCUCUGGUAAUCCAUCACAGGGCCAUAAGGUGAUAAUGAUUGUGACUCUAGGUAGACACAGGUAUGAGGGAAGAGCCUCCACAGUUCGAAGCCCAUCCUGAGGCAUGAGAAUGUGUAACUGAACCUCUCCUUAAUUCCUUGAUGGUAAGACAGUGGUUAGGAGAGAGGGCUGGCUCCUGGGGGCGUGUACCACCCCUUCCAGAUACCAGCUAGAAUUUGCUCAUCUGCUAAUGUACUGGGUCUCCUGAAAUGAGAACUCAAGGCUGCCUUCCUUGGUUUCCCAGGUUAAUUCUUCUAAUACAUUUUGUUUAAUAUUGGGGGAGCAAGAAGUCUGACUUUAAAAGCUUCUUACUUAAAGGAGAACAGUUCCUAACUUUGAAGAAUAGUUUGAAGAGUUCAGGCUCUUAUUGGCAUUUAACCUGCUGGGAACCUGUGUGGAGGUCCCGGUUACAAAAGUGGGCCCGUGUUCUCAGCCCUAGCUUUAAAAUCUAGAGAGUACAGAGAAAUGACAGAACAGCCCAAAAUGUGAGCCUGAGCCUUGACAAAAACUUAUGUCAAAUUUUUCCUUAUUUCCAAGCUAAUAAGCUGAUUUUUCCAUUCCUGGUGUCUCAUCUUCUUGACAGUCGUCAGCAGAAAAGACCACAGCACUUUCCGGAAGCAUUAUGGAGUUUUGGAAAGUGCCAGUGACCCUCAGCUCUCCUUUCCUCGGUAGUGAAAUGAUGGUGCCACACCGCAGCCUUCUUGCGGUAUCGGGUAUGCUCACACCUGGCUCUCCUCGUUGGCAGCGGGCAGAUGGAGGGACUUUGGGGGUCCCUGAACACUAAGCACCAUGCACAGACAAGGACAGCCCCUUCCUGCCUGCUCUGCUUUUAGGGACCUUGGCUCCCAUGUGUUUGAGAUCAUUCAGUCCGAGGAGAGCAUCUGAGUGUGGCCCUGCUCCUACGUGGCUUUGCAGUGGGACAUAAGUCCCUUUCCCUGUACAGAUUACAAAUUUUCACUUGCAAAAUGAGGCUGGUAGAAGGAAAAAAGUGAGCCUCCAGAAAUUAACAAAACAAAGCUUGUGAUUCAUUUCUUCUGCCAAAAUUCGAUCUCUAACUCUGGCUUCUCUCCAGGCAAAGCCAGAUACGACCCCCAAAUCCAAGCAAAGUCGUUCUUGUUGAAACUUGACUGAACUCGAUUUGUUUUACUCUUGCUGGGAGCCUGAGGUGGGAGAGACUGCCCUAAGUCUUGGGCUGUAAAGCUGUUUAUUCCUACCCUCUCUUGUUUCCCCGAAUCUUUCUCAGAUGCCUGGAAACAAGGUCUGCACAUACUUAGGACAGUUUCUUGAUGAAAUGAUAAGGGAGGGACCCAUUUUUUCCUUAUCUCCUAGCCCAACCUUCACCCGGGCCAGCUAUGCAUAAACACAGUAGGAAAAAAAAGUUUUACCCUGGCUAGCUUUGCUCCUGGGAAGGCUCUGUCUGAACAGGCUGCCCUUAUAGGAUAAUUGCAUUUAUGAAACAUCUGCUCUGUGACAAGUCACAACACCAGGGAUCACGGGACACCUAAGAAAUGUGUGUGAGACCCGGCCCCCUGCUGUAACUUAUAGUCCGAAGGCGAUGCGAAAAUCCAGUGUAGAACAAGCCGGGACAACUAACUGAUGAGCAGGACCUCAGCACAUUGGGAUUAGAGCUUUCUAGCUAGAAUCUAGACCAGUACUAUGGGCGAAUGGGGGGGAGGGGGGGCUCUGGGACUCCCAAAGCCUGGGUGCCAGCUUCACUGGUGACCUACUAAGAACUUGGUGGGAGACCCGGCUCUGGUUUGCACCUUGAUCUCCUUGUUAAAGGGGAGAAGAAUCAAAGUACUGUCUUUAGGUGGUGAGUUCCCUUCUCUGGAAGGAUUUGAACAUUUGCCAGGGUGUGCUAGAAAGGGAUUCCUACAUUAGGUGUGAUGCUGCUCUAGACAACAUCAGACACUUUUUACUCGAAGAGUUAAUGAGGGCACAGAGCUUGUUAAAUGAAAGAGAAAGAGACCUGUGGCUUAAAAUGCACAUACAUCCCAUAGUCCUUUCUGGAAGGCACUGUAGUCAGCAGGGACCCAGACUUGGGCAAGAAGUUGAACACAUUCAAAAUACCAGUGAGGUGGCUCAAAUGCCAUGGCAAUGAGCUGAAUGACAGGGAAUGGGCAGGAUCAGAAAGAUGGAGGUUGGUGUUCUAAUCAGCCCCACACACACCAGGGGUUUUCCACUAUGCGUUCUGGUCUCCUUCCCCUGCACCAGUCCUCCACCAGGUAGAACUCCGGGCCAGCUCUAGGGUUUGUUUGCUUAAGAUUUCUGAGUGGGUAAAUAAAUGCAUCCGUGGACAAAUUAAGUCCAACAGAAAGGUUUCCGUGUGUGGAGAAACUUGGCCCAUCGAGGGCCCUUGAGAGAGACCGUUAAACUGCAGUUGAAGUGCCUGAGGAUUGUUUGUCAUGACCAGACAAAAUAGGAAAGAGGAGAACCCAGCAAUGUGCUCUCCGUCAGUCUGCCCCUGGGCUAAGAAGUCCGUCACACACAAACCGGCAUAUCUCCUUGGAAGAGCUCCAGAUAUGGACUAUAACCAGAUUCACUCUUUGCUUACCAAGCUUUUCAUGGCCACCAUUAGAUGAGCCUCUUUUCCAGCCACAGAUGUGAAAAUAAAUGGAAGUUGAUUGCUUGUCUAGAAAGCGAAAGAAGACUCUUGUCGUUUCUGCUGGAUAUUUGAUAUUGGAAACACGGUAGCCGGGCUCUAGCUGGAGGCGUGCUUAUGUAACUAGGACUGCAGGUUCCAGUGGGAGACUGUGGGGCUCCUGGCGGACAGACUUGGGUGACCACGCUCAUCUCAGCCGGGAUCAGACCUCCAGCCUUACCGGGGAGUAACAAACGUUCACUGCCUCAGUCCGCAAAAUCUUUGUCGAUAAUAAAGGACCCAGAUUCCUUUAUUCAUUCCUAAUGGGUGGGAGAGCCCAGUUUCUGCUCAGGUUUUCUCCAAGGAGGGACACAACGCCCUGGUCCAUGCCCCCACCCUCAGUCCAUAUCGCAGCUUCUUACACAGAGCUGUCAGGGCCGCUCAGUAGCAGUGAAACAAAGCAGGUCUUUCCCCAAAUGGCUCUUAUAGAUGAGGGACUCUGUCAUCAUCAGUUUUAGUCUGUGUGUUUGGUGGAUUCGUAAACUCUACAAACACAGGGUCUAUACUAGGACAUUCUUUGAGUAGGGAAGUGCCAGGCUCUGUAAGCAAAAGGACCUCAAGUUAGGUCAGAUCGGCGGGGAGGAGGAUGGGGAAGUGCACAGGGCCUUAACAUAGGGACACACGUGGGUUAGUGCAACCUAACAGGCAUAGACUCUGAGUCAGACCUGUAUUCAAGUGCUGACGUCAUCAGAAAUAAAUGCUAUUUAACCAUCAUGA
Messenger RNA from Hyaena hyaena (striped hyena), 5905 nucleotides. RefSeq names its product zinc finger protein 398 (gene ZNF398). The record is from RefSeq and is a predicted model, not a curated record. The coding region runs from base 306 to 2234 and encodes 642 amino acids. Lineage: Eukaryota; Metazoa; Chordata; Mammalia; Carnivora; Hyaenidae. The transcript has 6 exons. Gene Ontology annotation, biological process: regulation of immune system process; negative regulation of transcription by RNA polymerase II; regulation of cytokine production.